Molecule: messenger RNA, 1468 nt
Organism: Helicoverpa armigera (cotton bollworm)
Lineage: Eukaryota; Metazoa; Arthropoda; Insecta; Lepidoptera; Noctuidae
Gene: mtTFB2
Product: dimethyladenosine transferase 2, mitochondrial
Exons: 7
Coding region: 136-1437 (433 amino acids)
Biological process (GO): transcription initiation at mitochondrial promoter; rRNA methylation
Cellular component (GO): mitochondrial matrix
Molecular function (GO): mitochondrial transcription factor activity; rRNA (adenine-N6,N6-)-dimethyltransferase activity
Source: RefSeq, a predicted model, not a curated record
UCAGUUAACAGUUUUGUUUGUUUGAUGUUUGAACUCGUUGUGUUGUUUAUAUUUUGAUCUGUUGAUUAUUUUCUUAUUUAUUUAAUGUGACAGCAACUAAUAAUAACAUAAAUUUGGCUAGCAUUUUCUGCCAAAAUGAUUAAAAGCUCAGUAUGUUUUGUUGGUCUUCUUACCAAGAAGAAUAACCUUAAAUAUUAUUUAAGGUUAUGUCAUAAAACUAACAGGCAACAGAAGGAAAAACCUCUUCCAAAAUUGGCCACUGAUGUUGUAAAUUACAUAAAUUCCACACCUGACUAUAAAGACAUAAAAGACAAGGUACCUAAUGCACUUCUUAAGAAGUACAAAUCGCCAGAGAGUAUGUAUAUCAUUAAUAAGAAAACCGCUAAUGAAAUAGUAAACACAAUUAAAAAUCGUAUAAAUAACGAUUCCCCAUUAAUUGAAGUAAAUCCAGGAUUUGGAUUUCUGAGUGAAGAGUUACUGCAAUGUCAAAAUAAUCCUAUUUACAUGUAUGAAAUGUCUAGCCAAUUCUCAACUCAUAUAAAUAAAUUACAAGAAAAGUAUCCUGGAAGAAUAAAAUUUAAAGUAGCAGACUUCUUUGGUAUGUGGAAAUUGGCAUUUAAAGAUAAAAUGGACCAAGGAAAUAGAAUUGAAGAGUUACUUGGUGAUCUUUGCACAGAUGACAAAGAUAGAGUAGUUAAAAUAAUUGGAUCAAUGCCAGGAUUAUCUUUUGUUAAACAUUUAAUUAAUAAUAUAAUAUUUCACAACUCUACAAAUCAACUUGGGAAACCUGAUCUUUUUAUCACUAUGCCAGGACACCAUUACAAAUUUCUUACAGAUAAUGAAGUGCAGUUGAGAAAGCACAGAUCAAUACCAGCAUUAUUUCAAAUGCUUUUUGAUCAUAAAGUGUUAACAAGUGUCCCAAAAGUUCACUUUUUGCCAUGGACACACAAGACUGACAGCAAAAAAAAUUCAUUAAUUGAAGAACACACACUUCUGCUAGUAAACAUCACACAAAAGGACAAAUUACCAUGUCCAUCAGAAUAUUUACCGCUGCUUUGGUAUUUUUUCAGGCCACACAUGUUUUCCAAAUCAACCAGAGUUAUACCAAUGUUAGAGCAAUGGAUACCUGGUUGUGGUGUAUGGCUUAUAACUGGUCAAGAUCCUCCUGACACAAACAAAGAAUUAGCACCUAAUAAAGAUGACGCCCAAUUACCCCACAUGACAAUAUUUACUGAAUUUGGAGAUUUAAAUCUGCAGCAAAAAAUAACUGUUUUUAAAAAGUUUAUUUCUUGGCCCGAGUUUGAUCAAUGUCAGUUUAGGGUUACAAUGGAAAAUAAUUUACCGAAGUUCAUCACUCAUCUAGAUGACAAUGACAAGGAAGGGAUAGGUACUCAUAUUGAAGACAUAGAACAUUCCGAUGUAGAAAGUGAUUCAUAACUUUGUAAGAAAAUAAAACCAUAUUUUAAAG